AUGUGCGGGGCCAACGACCUGCCAAAUAAAGGUGGUGGAAGUGUAAACCAGCUCGGAGGGAUGUUUCUCAACGGCAGACCUCUUCCGGAGUCCAAAAGGAGGAAAAUGAUCGAGCUGGCCUCGGAGGGAGUCCGGCCGAGCCAGAUCUCCAGGAUUCUGCGGGUUUCCAACGGGUGCGUCAGUAAAAUCCUGAGCCGCUACCAGCGCACUGGACUCCUGCAGCCGAAAACCAUCGGGGGGAGCCGGCCUCGCCUCCUCACCCCCGGGGUCAUCACCACGAUCAUCCAGUGCAAAAGGGAAAAUCCAACCAUAUUUGCCUGGGAAAUACGGAAACGACUCUCAUCAGCACGAAUAUGCAAAGCCUCCAAAGUUCCCAGCGUGUCGUCUAUAAAUCGAAUUUUAAGGAAGAUUCACUUGGACCAUGGACCGAUGUGCAUGGAGAACAAUGCCCGCAUCAGGACUGAGGAUGAUUUAGAUUCUCUGAUUCAAGAAGAGGUGAACGAGAGAAAGAUGUUUGAGGCCGUAUGCAGCAGCGACCAGAGGCCUAAAGGUGUUCAGCAGAGGAACCGAACCACCUUCACCCCGGAGCAGAGCACGGCUCUAGAGCAAGAGUUCUCUCACAGCCAGUAUGCAGACAUGUACAUGAGAGAGAAACUCUCCUCCCAAAUCAAACUCCCUGAGGAUACAAUCAAGGUCUGGUUUUCAAACAGAAGGGCCAAAUGGAGGAGGGAGGCCAAACACAGAUGUGCCGCACAGAAUCUACAGAAGCAAAGAGACGUUGUCCCUGUGAAUCCAACACUACCACACAGCUUCACAUCUCAACAGUCUAAUAACACGAUGGCCCAAACCAUGGCUGACAAGACUCCACUAGAUAUUCUCCACAGAGACAGAUUCACUUGUCCAUUGGUCCAGCAUCACACUGACUCAAGGACAACCCUGCCGUUAGCAGCUGAGACCCUCAGAGCCCACCUCCCUGUGAUUCAGUGCUGGAACCAGCCGGGCAUCUCUUUCACAUGGAGUCAGUUCCAACCAGAUGAGAGGUUUCUAUUAUCACAGCAGCCCUGGGAUGUGAACGCCUAUCUGGACUAA
Notothenia coriiceps (black rockcod) is the source of this 1089-nucleotide messenger RNA. The record is from RefSeq and is a predicted model, not a curated record. NCBI's taxonomy places the organism in Eukaryota, Metazoa, Chordata, Actinopteri, Perciformes, Nototheniidae.